Cololabis saira (Pacific saury) is the source of this 2040-nucleotide messenger RNA. RefSeq names its product chromosome 23 C12orf56 homolog (gene c23h12orf56). NCBI's taxonomy places the organism in Eukaryota, Metazoa, Chordata, Actinopteri, Beloniformes, Belonidae. The transcript is spliced from 14 exons. The coding region runs from base 74 to 1834 and encodes 586 amino acids. The record is from RefSeq and is a predicted model, not a curated record.
CACCAAGGGACCGCCGGAGCCUCGACAGUGACACGUCGGACCGGGUCAGACUUCCUUCCCCCGCGGGUCCGCCAUGGCUCGGACCGGAGGCGGGAGCGCGCAGUCCCGCAGGAACGCGCGGCUGGACUCGUUCCUGAAGCGGAACACGGAGCGCGCCGUGUACGAGCGGAUCCGCGCCGCGGAGCCGUGCGUGGUGCUGUCGGACUCCGUCAACAAGGUGUUCAUGCACGCGGUGCUGAGCGACCAGUGCGUGUACCUGACCGAGUACCUGCCCCGCACCAUCACCGAGGCCGUCAGCUUCGGCCGAGUGAGACACAUCGAGCUGGUAAAUGACCUCCCAGAGUUCCUCAGUCCCAAAGACCGGGAACGCUGCCAGCAUAUACGAAUCAGCUACACCGCUGACAAACCUGUGGGGAAGAGGCGUGAUUGGUUGAGGAGACAGAAGGGGGAGGGACUUGCUCCUGGAGCCCCGCCCUCUCGCAGAGCCAGCCACUGCCCAACAACAAUAACACCACUAGAGACCUUAAAAGGAUUUGCUGCAGAAAGUCAGCAGAUGAAGGACGAGCCCCCCCCGGGGCUGAAGCCCACCCGCUCUGCUUCCUGCCCAAACCCCGAGACACUGGGGCUCCCAAGGGUGCAGCACCCUGCCGCCCAGCCCCCCUCUUUCUACUCACCCCUCACAUCCCCCGCCUCGCCUUCAUCGCUCUCAGAGGGAAGUCUAAAGGUGAUCGACAGCAGUCAGGUGAUGGAGAGGCUCGGCUCGGUCCUGUCACGGCUGCUGAGGCGAGACUGCAUGGGCGAUGAGGAGGACAGAGAAGCAGAGCUGCAUUUUUACGUUGUUUCGCAGACAUCCAGACUUUACUUCCACCUGCAGAGCUCGUGGAACAGCUACAUUAUUAGGUCGACGCUUUUGUUGGAUCCACUCUACAGAAGGAGGUGUACUGCAUCAUCCUCUGCUUCUCCCAUCAGCAUGGAGCGGACGGCUCACCUGCUCGGUCAGCUGAGCUCAGAGCUCCUACAGGAUGGGAUUAGCAUGGAGAGCUUGUACCUGCUUCUGCAGGAGCUGAGAACAGCCGCUCACCGCAGCGUCACGCUACGGCGAAUCUUCUGGAGGUCAAGAGAAGUGUGUGUUUUCCUGGUUCAGACUCUGGAGGACUGUUUCUACAGCUGUCAGAGCCUCGGGGGAGUUUAUACAGCGGAUCAGCUACUACUGAGCACCCUGGUCGUCCAGACGCUCGCCAUCAUGUUCAGGGAGACAGAGGUGGAAGCAGCCAGAAUCAGCCUGCUCUCUGCCGAAAAAGGUGCUUUGGCCUCCAGAAUGCUGCUUGCCUUGAUUUGUGAUCCACAACUGAGAACCCCGAGCCGAGGAUCUCCGGUGGACUCAGAGCUUCAGGGUUUACUCACCGAGUAUCUGGAUGCGGCCUGCUCUCUGCUCUUUGAACUCCUGCUUUUAGGAUAUGAGACCAGCAGGUGUUCUUCUGCUGACAACUUCCUGACUGUGGGUUGGAUCUUCAGAGUCCUGCAGCCUCACCCUCACCUGUUAUCCUUCAUCGGUUACCAAGCCCAGCAGGUGGUGCUGGUUCUGUUGGGCCCUCAGGAAUCGUACCCGAAUGCCGUGCAGUCCGUUGUGCUGUUCCAGCGGUGCCACCUCCUGCUGGGCUGCCUGCAGCACAGCAACCAGCUGGCUCUGCACCUGCGCUCGCACUUCAGGGAGGAAUUCAGAUACUUUGUGAAGCCGUCAUGUGCAGAGGAGAAGCUGCUGCCUCAUUAUCCCAUUAGCCAACCAACUAUUCGACUGAUGGAAAGUAUUCAGACUCUUCUACUGAACAGAUGAUCGAACACCUACUUUUUUCUUGUUACCUGCUAAAAGGUAAAAGGAUUCAUGAAGGUGUGCCUUUUUAAAACUCGGAAUAUUUCCUGAUCCCCUUUGCCAUGGAUCUCUUGCAGGUAUUAUCAGUAUACUUACAGGUUUUGGUUAAUGCAUGUAUAGAAGCUUAAUGUUGAUAAAUGUUGAAUGUGCUUGUGGAGAGAAUGCAAUGA